This is a messenger RNA of Lampris incognitus (smalleye Pacific opah), 1272 nucleotides long. RefSeq names its product SLIT-ROBO Rho GTPase-activating protein 2C-like. Gene Ontology annotation, cellular component: cytoplasm. Lineage: Eukaryota; Metazoa; Chordata; Actinopteri; Lampriformes; Lampridae. The record is from RefSeq and is a predicted model, not a curated record. Bases 973 to 1272 code for a protein of 99 amino acids. The transcript is spliced from 3 exons. Gene Ontology annotation, biological process: negative regulation of cell migration.
AAAGUCGGCGAUUCCGAGCCAAGGGUCGUGCAACGUAGCUCGUAUCGUUUGUUUUGUUAGUGGGGUAAAGUCGACGUAUUCUCAUAAACAAGUCGGUUUAUCGGGCAAAAAAAAGGAGCUUUUGGAUUUUCCAGGCAAUCAUGUCCCCCCCGGAAAAACAAUGACUGACGUGUAUCAGUUUAAACCAGUAUGUAAUAACGCAUCUGUAAUCAUCUGCACAUCUGGAAGGGGGGGGAGCAAGCUGUGUGACCGAAGAAGAAUUUUUUUUUUAAAUCGGAUCGAUUGCGGCUAUUAAUUCCGGAAGAGACGACAGAUGUUUUACAAAGUAACGCGGAUCUUUUGGACCUUUCGCUGAAUGGACCUUGCGCACGCAAUUCGGAGACGCAGCGCUUACAACGUGUGGCUCGCGAGCCCAACUAGAUAGUCAGAGCUCACGCAUGAGCGCGUGUGUGACUGCUCUGCAUGCCCGCUGACUACUGGCCAAACCCCUCCAUCCGCCCCGUCCGUCCCACUUUGGGAAAGACCAGACGAGGAGGCAGCCUUCCAUUGGGAGCAGCCGGGGAGCAAACUUUUCGAGAGUCGGCGCACGCACGGCCGCACCGACUUGACAAGUUAAGAGCUGUGCCGGGGAAUGACUCUCCGUCCCUCUCACUUUGUUUGCCGCGUAACCGGUUUUGAGGAGGCGUCGAGAGAGACGGAGCCGCGCGAAUGGGAAUACGGCAGCGCCAGACUCCCAGUGCGCCCUGAGUGAGCGCAGCGACGGAGACAAUACGGAUCCGCGGACCGACUCCUGCCAUCUCCCCGCUCGGGCUCGCCUCGCCCCCCCCCCGCAAAGCCAGUCACAGGGUUGAAUUAUUCUCCUCUUCUCGCUCGCCUCCUCCUCCUCCUUCUCCUCUCUUCUCGACUGACACCAAAAAAAAAAAAUCCGACUUCGCGGCGAGGAGGGCAAGCGUGUGAUCUUCGGACCGAGCCAUGACGUCUCCGGCGAAAUUCCGAAAGGACAAGGAGAUAGUGGCCGAAUAUGAGACGCAAGUUAAAGAGAUUCGAGCCCAGCUGGUGGAGCAGCUCAAGUGUCUGGACCAGCAGUGUGAGCUCAGGGUCCAGCUUCUUCAGGACCUGCAGGAUUUCUUCCGGAAGAAGGCUGAAAUCGAGAUGGACUACAGCCGCAACCUGGAAAAGCUGGCUGAGAGAUUCCUCACCAAGACACGCAGCACCAAGGAUCACCUGCUCAACAGCACUUGUUAUAUUGUUGCACCUAUAGUGGACCACUAG